AUGGAAGCUGGCGCCAGGCACAAGUCCUGUCCCAAAGCGUGGGGAGGCUUCAUCAAGCACAGCGCCUUGCGUCGGCAAUGGCAAAGCGCCUUGAGCGGCCUCCGCGGAAUGCAUCUGCAGGGCUUGGAGCCCAACACUGUCGCCUGGAACCUGGCAGCUGCGGCCUCCGGGCGAUGCCAGGAAUGGCAGAUCACUCUCAGGUUGUUAAGGAGUGCAAACGCGGCGGACGAGGUCACGUACAACACGGCCGCCAAGACAUCUUGUCACGCCUCAGUGUGGGAAAUUGGAUGCCGAUGUAUAGACAUCGCAUCACGUAGACGGCUACAGCCGGACAUGGUCUCCCACAACAUCCUGCUCAAUGGCAGCGGCAAGGCUGGCAGCUGGAGGAUAUGCUUGCAUGAAUUCGCCACCCGAGAAAUUGACCGUGAUGCAACUGCCAGCACGUCGGCUUUGAGCGCCUUGCGCUCUGAGCUGCUGUGGCAAGCAGGCAUGCAGCUUCUUUCAGAAUUCUUCCGUCAAGCCCUGCAGGCUGACGUUGCACUUCUUGGGACUGGAAUUGGUGCUGGUGCUGCGGGUGACAGAUGGCACUGCUCGUUGAAUUUAUUUUCUCGACUCCACUCGAUCAGCCUGCGUAUGGACAGCGUUUGCUUGGGAGCAUGUGCAAAUGGCUUUGUGCAGCAUGCGAACUGGCGCCAGGCCACCGGCUUAUCUAGAACCUCCGCAAGCAUUCAUGGGUAUACACUUCUCCAGGCAGUUCAUCUUGGAAUCCUGUUGAUGCAAGGGGAUUUCCACCUUAGCCCUGUCUUCUGCAAUUCCAUCCUCGGCGCGUUCCAAAAAUGCGGUCGCUGGGAGUCCGUGGGCGCCGCCCUGCGAGCUCUACGCCGCGUCGCUUGCUCGCCGGACAUCAUCGCAAUGAACGCUGCAGUUGCUGCAUGCGACAAGGGCUCAAGCUGGCAGCGUGCGACGUUGCUGCUUGGUGAAACUGCGGCUUUAGAUCUUCAGCCCGAUGCCAUUCUCAACAGUGCCGUUCUCACUGCUUGUCAGGAUACGGCAGAUUGGCAAAAGCAACUGCAGCACUUCUGGACGUCUUUUUGCGGUUGUCACGCGCCGUCUUUAGCUUUAUGCAAUGCCGUUCUGGAUGUUCUUCCUGCGUGGCAGCCGGCUCUGCACGUGCUGGGGCGGCUUCGACUGUGGCGUCUCCGUCCUAGUCAUGUAACUUGUGGAUCGUGUGUGCAAAGCCGUUCCACGUCAGGCCGCUGGCGUGAAAGCAAAGCGCUGCUGGACUCCUUCCUGGGCGAUCGGAGCUGGGGCUCGAGGAGUAACUUGAAGUCCAGCCAGGCAUGGUGUUCCGUUGUUCAAGUCUCGGGCAUUCCAUGGAAGGCAGCUUUGGAUAUCCUCUGCAAAGUCCGCGAAGACAGAAUUCAAGAGGACGCCACUCUUCUUGCCACGGUGGCCGCAGCCUGCGACGCCAACCAGCCGAGAGGAAAGCUACAGCCGAUACUUGCAGAUGUGGCCAUGACAGCACUGUCUGCCUUGUCUUUGAUCCUGCGGCGUGAUAGGGGGCAAAUGCAAAGCGUGCCUCCUGUCCGUCCGAACACCCCGAUCCCCAAGACCGGCAAGUACGUAAAACCGCACCUGAAAGAGGUUUACAAGUUCUUCCGUGAUGAGUGGGUCAACUGCAACGUCUUCCGCUCCCCUGGCCCGAUGCAGUUGGAUUCCUCCGGGGAUGUGGGUCCACUAUCUGAGAGACCCAUCACGCUACUCGCGGACUAUUUCAGUGUGGAUGAGCUGAAGCAGAUUGUCCAACCGAGAGCCCAGCCUGCCCCGCUGGUGAUGUGCAAAGAGCCGGUGGUCGUUCGGGAUGUUCGCCUCCGAGAGAACUUGAGUCUAUUGGAGCAGGAGAGGCUGAACUACGAGCCAGCUUUACCAGGCUACUUGCGUGACCGGGUCACAUGGCAGGAGGAUGAGCUGGCACCGCACUCUUGCGACAACAUUGAGGAGCUGGUCCAAUCCUUUCCCCUCAUCCAUUCCCACGUGUGCGCCAUACGGCUGGUCCCGCCCAUUGCAGCAGAGGGAGAUGAGGUUGAAACAUUAAUGUCAGAGCGAUCACCAACUUCGACAAUGAGGCAGACCGCAGCGGCAUCGGACUGCGGGAAGCCCAUGACUGUCGGCAUCGUCUUCGCAAGCAGUCAGGUCCCCGGCUACCAUCCAGUGAUUGCCGGGCUCUUCGAUUACCUGGAUGGCCUUCCGGGGCCAGCCAAACUCAUCGGCUUCUUUUGUGGGUACGAAGGCCUGCUGAAGGACCUCUGGGCACCGAUCACGAAGGACAUGGUCGACCAAUUCCGGAACUUGGGGGGCCAGGAUUUGUUGUGUCAGUUUGGCGAUCCCUCGACCCUCGCUUUCAAAGACCACCUGCAGGCUGCGAUCGAGACGAUUUCUCGUCACAAGCUGGAUGGCCUUGUGAUGGUCGGAAACGAAGCGAACCAGGUCGACUCGGCCUUCCUGGCCGAGGCUUGCGUGGCUUCUCGGCUGAGCACCAGGGUCAUCGGUGUGCCCGUAUCCUUGGACUGCAACUUCCCCUUCGUGCAGCAAACGAUUGGCUUUGACACGGUGACGAGAACUUUAUCUGCUUUCAUGGGCACGAUCGGGAACAUGGUCAAGACCUCGAGGAACAUGUGGAUUUUCGUCCGGACAAUGGGUGAUGCUUGGUCACACGUGGCAGUGCAGAUUGCGUUGCAAACCCAUGUCCACAUGGUUCUGCUGUCCGGAAGCCAGCUCUUGGGCCAGUAUCUGGUCAACAUCGUCUCGUGCCUGUGUGACCUCAUUGUGAGGCGUCAUGAUGCAGGCGAGGACUAUGGCAUCAUCAUGCUACCUGUGGGGUUUGUCAACGACAUCCUUGAGCUUCGCAUCUUGUUUUCCGAGCUGAUGGAAGUGAUGUCCAAGGACCACUACGAGCAAAGUUGGGAGUCCAUUCCCAAGAUAGCAGCCCGCCUCAAGCCGGCGACUGCUGCUUUGUUUGACGUGAUCCCGCGAGACGUACAGUUCGAAAUCUGCUUCGGUGGAAGAGAGAGGUACAUGAACAAGAUCGACUUCUCCACAAUUUCCACGGAUCGGCUUUUGCUUCGCUUCGUGGAGAUGGAGCUCCUCCGACGCCGACAGCUUGGUCACAUCUCCAAGGAUUUCUUCAACGGCAUGUGUUACCCGAUGGCGUACCAGGCGAGGUCGGCUAUGCCAACAAACUUCGAUUGCGAUUUGGCAUACACCCUGGGCUGGUCUGCGGGCAUCAUGGUGAACUUGGAGAAGACGGGGCAACUGGUGCAUGUCUCGCACUUGGAGAAGGACGUCAGCGAGUGGCGUGUGCGUGGACUUCCGCUGACGUGCUUAUUGCGAACCGAGUUCGAGGAAGAAACACAGGAAUACCGAAUCUUGCCCGCAUACGUGCACCUGCUCAAGCAGAGGAACGUGCGAAGACCAUUUGUCGACCUGCCCCCACCAAAGAACAGGACGAUACAAACUCUUGGUCCUGUGCAGUACACGCGAGAUACUCCUGAGCUGAGGACCACUUGGUACAUGGAGAAUCAACCUAUCCAGGACCCGACCGAAGCCCUGCGAGAAACUGCGUAUCUGUGCAGCGAGCUUCAGUCGACAAUGGCACUGGCCAAGGCAGAAUCGACUCUCUACGCGGUCAACAGUUUGCUGGACAAUGCGGUAUCCGUGCUGGACGCAUACAAGCGUCUGCACGACUCGAAGAAGCGGGGUCAGCGGUCCUUGGCAGAGGUCCCCAUGGAACACCUGGCAAAGGUGUGGACGACAAAGCACAUGGACAGAUCCGACCACCAAGGCUUGGAGCACAGGAGUCAUCACUCCACGCGGGGAGAGGUUCUCACGAAAAAGACCGACCUCGUUCUUGUCGGACACUUUGGCACACUUGCGACUGAGCUUUGUGAAGAAGCCAGGGCCGGAUUGAACCAAGUCUUCAUUUCAGUGUUUGACGCCGACUUUCACCUGGCGCCUGCGGGCCAUCUGGAGGGACUGGAGGAACAGGGCAAACGCGAACUCACUUUGUAUCACAGCUUACUCUGUGGCGAUUUGGGCGAUGAUUGGAGCUUUGCUCCUGAUGACGCAGCGGCUUUAGCUGCCGUUGAGGCCGACAGUGAGGGCAAUGGUUUCAGUGGAAGUUUGGAAUGGCGUCACCAAUGGAUAGCUGAGUCAGGAUUGUUGAGAACGGAGUUGCAUGGUCCCAAGGUUUGCAAGCCAGAGGGCCCGCCGUCAGAAACGACGCUGCGGAUCGAAAGGAAGUUGCUGUCCGCAGACAAGAUGAUGGUGCAGCUGCAGAUCGUAGAUGAGGAGGUGAAGGAUGUGUCACAAUGCAUUUACUGCAGGACUGCAGCAACCUCGACGACAGGGCCGUCGCCGGUGUCAUUCCUUCGUGCGCACGGGCGGCCACUGAAAACACUUGAGGAUCGUUUGACUGUGCUGGAUAAGGUCGGCCAGUUGGUUGCCGACAGCUGCGAGGAAAUCAGCCAGGCGCAGGCAACGGAUCGGGUUGUGCCUGAGAAGUUUCAUGGUUCUGCAAAGAUGAUCUUGGGGGGCAUUGCUUUCUACAAGAGCUUGCUGCCGGAGUGGGUGAAGCCGGAGCCUGUGGAAGACCUCGUCCCAGUUCCGUUGAAAGCAGGUGUGGAGGCGGAGUGGGCGAUAUACAACGAGCCCAAAGGGGUUUGUGUCAACAUAACGCCCUGGAAUGCCCCGGCGACCAUCAGUUUCGCCAAUACGAUUUCAAUGCUGGCGGCUGGGAAUCAUGUUGUCAUCAAACCCCCGGAGCUGGUUCCCACUGUUUCGGCAGUCCUGCGGCGACUCUGUCAAAGGUACCUGAGUGGCUAUGUGUGGGUCGAGGAGGGUGGAAAAGAGGUUGUCGAAAGGCUCAUUGAUGAAGGAGCUGAUCAUGUGUCCUUCACCGGCGGCGGCGAGAUUGCCAAGCUCGUGGCUGCUCGCUGUGGCCAGAUGUUGACCCCGAUGACUCUGGAGCUCGGCGGGAAGAGUCCGGCAUUUGUAGAUGCUGGGUUGGACGAGGGCAUGCUGCGCAGCAUCGUCCAAGAAAUUUUGGAGACCAAGGUUUUCAAGACGGGGCAGUUCUGCUGUGCGCACGAUUAUGUCUUGAUCCACGAAUCGGUCCUGUCUGCCUUCUGCCGUGUGUUCAAGGUCAUGGUUGAGGAUCUGGGUGCCAAGCGCAACGUGCGGAUGCUUGGAAGGAAGCAGUACAACAACAUGACCCGGCUGUUUCACGACUGUCAAGCGGAGUGCAUUCCACCAAUCAGCGACAAGUAUGGCUUCCACGAUGAGGCGAUGUCCGUGCCGAUGACUGGAAUUCUCGCACCUGCACGAGAUCGAGCUGUCCUUCAGCAAGAAAUUUUCGGACCCCUGCUGCCCAUCCUGCCUGUCCGGGAUGUACAGGAGGCUAUUUGCAUCAUCAAUGCCGUCGCUACCAAGCCCUUGAUUGCAUAUUGCUAUACCCAGGAAUCACAGGUUGAGGCAGAAUUUGUCAACAACGUGCCCGCUGGCAACAUUGCCGUAAAUGGAGGGCCUAUGCGCAUGAUCUCCAAUUACGCUGCCAACUUUGGUGGAACAGGGCCAAGUGGCAUGGGUGCUGGCUUCUGGGGGAGGGACGGUCUGAAGGAGUUUUCCAAUCGGAAGCACGUCAUGUGUGGCCGCAACGGGUUCGCAAGGUCGUUCUUUUCCGGUCCGCCGCCCCCAGCGUAG
Molecule: messenger RNA, 5757 nt
Organism: Symbiodinium sp. CCMP2456
Lineage: Eukaryota; Dinophyceae; Suessiales; Symbiodiniaceae
Source: the annotation of a GenBank genome assembly